GGAGGAGAAGUUCUUAUAAGAAAGAAUUCAAUCAGACUACCAAUUCCUUCAAAAACGUUCGAGUUUCCAUUUCUGAAUUUGUAACAAAAGCUACGUAUAUGAUCAGCAACGAAAAACCCUAAGACAAAUUUAGUCCAAUUCAUCAACAAGAACAGCCACAGCACCACUUCAGUUGGCAGUGGUGCUGAUCUUUUUUCUUGUUUGCCUGCCUUGACUGGGCAUGGGAGUUGAUCGUAAAGCCAUGGCAGUAAGCUUUCAAGAUACACUCACUCCUUUAGGUAGAUAUGAUAGACUCAGUGCUCUUCCAGAAUUAAUCAUCUAUCGUAUAUUCAAAUUCCUUGAGCCUAAUGAAACUGCUCGUAUUAAUUUGGUUUCAAGAAGGUUUAGAAAAUUAUGUUUUAAUAGUCCUUUUCUGUAUUUCUAUGCCAAUUUUGAUACAAAAGAGUGUGGGAAAAAGUAUGCUCAGUUUUGUACUUAUGUGGAUAAAGUGAUGAAAUUGAGAGAACAGUUAAAUGUGGGGUUAGAAAGAUUUCUUAUUCAUUGGUCUUGUCAGCAACCUAGGUUUAAUGUUGGAGGGAGUGUUAUUGAUGCCUGGAUCAGAAUUGCUACAAAUUGUAAUGUUCAAGAGUUAGAUGUUCUUUUUGAUGUAGAUCGAUGGAAAUGCUAUACGUUGCCUGAUUGUGUUUAUGGGUGCAAGUCUUUGAAGGUGUUGAGAUUGAAUUUACAGAGGGGGAAUUUUUAUCUGAUAAAGAGAAUGAUGGACUCAGUUGAGGGUUUAUUUUUAUAUUCAUUAACAAUCUCUGAUUCAGAUUUUGGAGAAAAGAUUUCUGGGUAUUGGAUGUCUCUUAAAAUAUUAAAUCUCGAAGGGGUUCAUUUGGUUGGUAAUCUUAAUAUAACUUGUCAUUCUCUUGAAGAGUUGAAAAUUUCCAACUGCAAAAUUGAGAGGGUCCAUGUUUGGAAUGGGGAGCAUGUGGAUAGGAAGUUCAACAUUUUUUGUCCAUCUUUGAAGGUUUUAAGUAUGUCCAGGUGCCAUUUUGAGGCCCCAUGUCUUAUGAUCAUUUGUUGCGAGUCUCUAGAGAAUUUCACAAUUCAUGGGUCGCAUUUCGACAGGCAUUCAAAUUUCAAGAUAGCUUCUGGGUCGCUCCAAAAUAUUCAAGUCUGUAGGUCUAAAUUCUAUAAACCCAGCUGCUUCUGCAUUUGUUGCCACUCUGUUAAGCAAAUAAAGAUAAGCAACUGCCAGUUUGAAGAGUUUUGCAAUAUUGAAAUGAAUAGUUCAUAUCUUGAAGACUUGUCUAUUUUGGAUUCUGAAGUAGUUCGUCCCCAACAAAUAAGGCUCCUUGCCCCUAGAAGACGAAUUAAUGUGGAGGCUGAAAAGCUUCAGAAGUUGACUAUAAACUCGUCUGAUGAGUAUUUGUAUGAGUUCCCAUUGUCUUUUUUUACUCCAGAUAUUCAUACUUUAAUUUGGAAAGGAAAUCCUGUAGAUUUUAGUUGUAUGGAGAGGUUCCCGUCGCUAGACUGUGCCUUAAUUGACAUUAAACCUUCUUGUCGGCACAAUAGCAAGACAUUUGCCUGUCAUUGCAAGCUUGUUAAGAGUUCAAUAUAUUGUGUCGCUAUGCUUCUUCAAAGUUUGCAACGUGCCAAAUUCUUGAAUAUUAACAUUUGGCCCAUCCAGAUGUUCUUUAUGCAAAACGAUGAGAUACUAUAUUUUGAUAAUCUAAUGUGCUUGACUCUGAUGGUCGGUGAUUCAUUGGUUGACCAAAUUCCAGUCAUUGUCUCCUUCCUCAAGGGAUUGCCAAAUCUAAGGAGACUAGUGAUAAAAUGUGAGCAUAAGUCCCCUAUUCUUGGUGAUCCGAACUUCAUCAACUUACUGGGGUUGUGUCCAAAGAGCUUUAAUCUAUCAGUCACUGAAGAUUGGAGAAAGGUUGAGAUUCACAAGAGAAAGGCUCAGGAGGUAGAAGAAAAGGAAUCUAACAGAAGUGAAUGACACUGCAUUUUACUACUUUUCUCUUGACAUUAAUUGCUAUGCAAUAUAAAUAUGAAAAUAGAAAUGUUAUUUUGGUCUGCACUUAGCACAAGGCAAACUUACUGGUAGUGGUAGCAGCUGUUCAGACGAUUAAAUUUGCAGUAGAAGCAGCAGCCACAGUGGCUUGGUGUUGGUGGUUAUAAAAUUACGUAUUCCAAAUUUUAAUA
Messenger RNA from Jatropha curcas, 2190 nucleotides. RefSeq lists its product as uncharacterized. The record is from RefSeq and is a predicted model, not a curated record. Gene Ontology annotation, molecular function: protein binding. NCBI's taxonomy places the organism in Eukaryota, Viridiplantae, Streptophyta, Magnoliopsida, Malpighiales, Euphorbiaceae.